Molecule: messenger RNA, 348 nt
Organism: Suillus fuscotomentosus
Lineage: Eukaryota; Fungi; Basidiomycota; Agaricomycetes; Boletales; Suillaceae
Exons: 2
Coding region: 1-348 (115 amino acids)
Source: RefSeq, a predicted model, not a curated record
AUGAAUCCGUAUUAUCCAUUCAGUGGCCAGAAAGACUGGGAAGUUGGGUCAUGGCUACUUCGCUCUGGAUUAAGCAUGGAGAAGAUAGACAGUUUUCUUUCACUCGACAUGAUAAAGACCCUUCCGUUGUCGUUCCAUUCGGCCAAGGAACUGCGUGGCAGAGUGGAAAUGUUGCCUAGUGGCCCGCGCUGGAUGUCUCAAGUAGUACCUACAGCACAUCUCAUGAAAUCACCCAUUGUCUUGUAUUGGCAUGAUCCCUUAGAUUGUAUUUCAGGCCUUCUCAACCACCCUGCCUUUCACGACCAUCUAGACUUUACGCCUUGCAGGGUGUAUAGCACUGCACAGUAG